Messenger RNA from Lactuca saligna, 450 nucleotides. Lineage: Eukaryota; Viridiplantae; Streptophyta; Magnoliopsida; Asterales; Asteraceae. The record is from the annotation of a GenBank genome assembly.
AUGAGGACCGUUUAUUCUUUUGUGGGUGAAAACAAGACGAUAACAGAGUACUCUGCUGCUCUUCAAGGUACUGUGAAAUUAGGGUUAAAGCAAGGCUUGGCUAAAGGAACAGCGAUUGGCAGCAAAGGUGUCAUUUUUGCAGUUUGGUCCUUUUUGUCUUGGUAUGGUAGCAGGAUGGUGAUGUAUAAUGGAGCUAGCGGAGGAACUGUAUUUGCUGUUGGAGCUGCCAUCGCCAUUGGUGGACUAUAUUGCGGAGAAAAGAAUAAGGAAAGAAGCAGGUCAAGGAAUAGUGCAAGAACACUGUUGGUGAGUAUUCUCAAGAAUAGCAGAGAUGAAACAGGUGAAAUCACAGCAGAGAUGAAGCAGACGAAUGGAAAUCAGAAGCCUUUUUUCUUGAUUGAGAUGAUGAAUUCGAGAGAUGGAGAUGAAAUCGUAACCUUGGAUCUUUGA